Populus nigra (black poplar) is the source of this 1699-nucleotide messenger RNA. RefSeq names its product zinc transporter 11-like. The coding region runs from base 359 to 1405 and encodes 348 amino acids. Lineage: Eukaryota; Viridiplantae; Streptophyta; Magnoliopsida; Malpighiales; Salicaceae. Gene Ontology annotation, cellular component: membrane. The transcript has 3 exons. The record is from RefSeq and is a predicted model, not a curated record. Gene Ontology annotation, molecular function: zinc ion transmembrane transporter activity. Gene Ontology annotation, biological process: zinc ion transmembrane transport.
AGUUAGUUGAUAGAGGAAUCAUUUUCUCUAGUGGAAAAACUGGUACCCCUGCGAAGCCCACAAACAUGAUUUUUUUUGCGGUCCAUCCAAUAACCAUAAAACUGCUGGGUAGGGAGGAGAAGGCACCACGAACUAAAAAUAAGAAGACUUUUCAAGGGUAAAAGGUGACCUGUUUUGUAGGACGUUGUCCUCUUAAGUACUAUAUUAGAAAUUUAUUCAUUUCCUUGCAGUGCAAGCUUCUACCACGCCAACUGUGUCCUAUAUAACCUUGUACUAUUUUACUUAUCAUUUCCUCGACAAAUGCUAAUCUUUGUUUAGUCUAGGCUACGUUUUAGAGCCAUCCAUUUCUUCUUGCCCCAUGUCUCGCUCUCUCUUCUUCCUCUCUCUCCUCCUCUCUCUCCUCCUUCUAACAGCCGGGCACAGUGGCCACUACGACGACGCCGACGGUGACGCCUCAAAAAUUAAUCUCCGUUCGACAUCCUUAAUCCUGGUUAAGAUAUGGUGCUUGAUAUUGAUCUUUAUUGGCACUUUCAUUGGAGCGGUGUCCCCCUACUUUUUGAAGUGGAACGAGGGGUUCUUGGUGUUAGGGACUCAGUUUGCUAGCGGUGUGUUUCUGGGGACUGCUUUGAUGCACUUCUUGAGCGAAGCAAGUAAGAGCUUUGAGCAUUUGACAGAAAAGGAGUACCCUUUUGCUUUCAUGCUGGCCUGUGCUGGUUAUUUGUUGACGAUGCUUGCAUAUUCUAUCAUUUCUUAUGUUUAUAGCAAAGAUGUGGCCAGCCAGGUUAAUGUUGGCGAUGUAGAGCUUCAAGGGGGUGUUCUGCAGGGAAAAAGAAGCCACACCAGCAGUUUCCAGUCACAUUUUCAGAUGCACAAUGGUACAGAUGCUGCCUCUGCAAAAUCCACUCUCCCAACUGCCAGUUCAUUUGGGGACACCAUUUUGUUAAUAUUUGCAUUGUGUUCCCACUCUGUCUUCGAGGGCAUUGCAAUAGGAGUUGAAAAGACAAAAGCCAAUGCCUGGAGAGCUUUAUGGACUAUCUCUUUGCAUAAGAUAUUUGCAGCAAUUGCAAUGGGCAUAUCUCUCCUUCGAACGAUCCCAGAUCACCCCUUUGUAUCAUGUGUUGCCUAUGCUUUUGCAUUUGCCAUUUCAAGUCCUGUUGGCGUGGCCAUUGGGAUUAUAAUAGAUACCACAACUCAGGGUCAUGUGGCAGAAUGGAUCUUUGCUAUAACAAUGGGACUGGCAUGUGGUGUGUUCAUCUAUGUAUCAAUCAACCAUCUUUCAACCAAAGGCUACCAUCCCCAGAGAUCAGUUUUAGUUGAUACGCCGCUUUACAAGUUCUUAGCCGUAUCAUUGGGGAUCGGAGUAGUUGUUGUUGUGAUGAUAUGGGGUGAAAAAAAAGGAAGGUAGAUGCCUACUUGGAUGUCUGCUGUUGACUUUUUGAAAGUCUGUUGUUGUCUUGUUGGAAGUAUGUUGUCUUUUGCUCCACAUGAGUGCAGAGCAUGGGUGGUGGUAGAAUACAAGCUCUAUCACAAGCUAUUACUAGAAAAAAAUAAGUUUUGCCAGAUUGGCAGGACACAAUCUAUAAGUACAGGCAUCAUUAAAGAUUUUUGAUGGUAUGGAUCUACCCUUCAAUGUAUAAUGAUAUAGGUAAUAAAUUCAUAAUCCAAUACAUGGAUUGAAAGGGUCAAUAUUAUAGUGGAA